AUGGGAGAAACCUCAGGAGGAGCGAGGGAGGAGGGACCCCCGAUAUGGGAGAAACCUCAGGAGGAGCGAGGGAGGAGGGACCCCCGAUAUGGGAGAAACCUCAGGAGGAGCGAGGGAGGAGGGACCCCCGAUAUGGGAGAAACCUCAGGAGGAGCGAGGGAAGAGGGACCCCCGAUAUGGGAGAAACCUCAGGAGGAGCGAGGGAGGAGGGACCCCCGAUAUGGGAGAAACCUCAGGAGGAGCGAGGGAGGAGGGAUCCCCGAUAUGGGAGAAACCUCAGGAGGAGCGAGGGAGGAGGGACCCCCGAUAUGGGAGAAACCUCAGGAGGAGCGAGGGAGGAGGGACCCCCGAUAUGGGAGAAACCUCAGGAGGAGCGAGGGAGGAGGGACCCCCGAUAUGGGAGAAACCUCAGGAGGAGCGAGGGAGGAGGGACCCCCGAUAUGGGAGAAACCUCAGGAGGAGCGAGGGAGGAGGGACCCCCGUUCCAGCACAGGUUAUCCUUUCCCCACUGCCCCGCCGGUGGAUCCCUUUGCCAAGAUCAAAGUCAGUGACUGUGGAAUAACCAAGGGCUGCAUCAGAUAUGGGAAGCCCGGGUGCGACGCGGAGACCUGCGACUACUUCCUGAGUUAUCGUCGCAUCGGGACGGAUGUGGAGUAUGAGAUGAGCGCCGACACGGACGGUUGGCUGGCCGUGGGCUUUUCCUCGGACAAGAAGAUGGGGGGCGAUGACGUCAUGGGCUGCGUCCAUGACGACAACGGGCGCGUGCGCAUCCACCACUUCUACAACGUGGGCCAGUGGGCCAAGGAGAUCAAGAGGAACCCGGCCAGGGACGAGGAGGGCAUCUUCGAGAACAACCGGGUGACCUGCCGGUUCAAGCGCCCGCUCUACGUCCCCAGGGAGGAAACGCUGGUGGACUUGCACCUGUCGUGGUACUACCUGUUCGCCUGGGGGCCCGCUAUACAAGGUUCCAUCACAAGGCACGACAUCGACUCCCCGCCGGUCAGUGACCACAUGAUCAGUAUUUACAAGUAUGAGGACAUCUUCAUGCCAUCCACCGCCUACCAGACCUUCAACUCUCCCUUCUGCCUGCUGCUCAUUGUAGCCCUCACCUUCUACCUGCUGAUGGGAACGCCCUAA
Molecule: messenger RNA, 1137 nt
Organism: Lampris incognitus (smalleye Pacific opah)
Lineage: Eukaryota; Metazoa; Chordata; Actinopteri; Lampriformes; Lampridae
Product: DOMON domain-containing protein FRRS1L
Exons: 5
Coding region: 1-1137 (378 amino acids)
Biological process (GO): regulation of glutamate receptor signaling pathway
Source: RefSeq, a predicted model, not a curated record